Aphidius gifuensis is the source of this 2024-nucleotide messenger RNA. RefSeq names its product heparanase-like. The record is from RefSeq and is a predicted model, not a curated record. NCBI's taxonomy places the organism in Eukaryota, Metazoa, Arthropoda, Insecta, Hymenoptera, Braconidae. Gene Ontology annotation, cellular component: extracellular matrix; membrane. Gene Ontology annotation, molecular function: hydrolase activity, acting on glycosyl bonds. Bases 273 to 1865 code for a protein of 530 amino acids. The transcript is spliced from 4 exons.
UAAAAGUAUUUUUUUUUUUUUUGUACUUGAAAUUGCUUGAAAUUUUACAGGACAUAUUUAACUUGACACCUGUCAUGUUUGUCAUGUUUAUUUAUUUAUAAAAUACGUAUCAUAUAUUCAAGUCCUCGAAUUCUUUGUUUUAUAAUUUAUUUCAUUUGUUUUUUUAAAUAUGUCAUUGCCAAACAAACAACCAGCCAUAUCAGCAAAUGUCAAUAAGAGCUUUAUUUAAAAAAAUUUUUUAAAUAACAGAAUACGUUUUAAAAAUUGUCAACAUGUCAUCGUUUGAUAACAUCCUCUGGAAUAAAUCUAAAUACCAAAGUCUUGAACAACAACAACAACAAAAUACCAAUUAUGUAAAUGGAAAUUCCCAAUCAAUCAUAACAUUGUUAUUGAUUGGAUUGCUGGGAACAGCUGUCAUAACAACAAUGUGGAGUAUUCAUUCACCAACCAAAGCAACUAUUUUUUUGAUUGACACUAAGCUUCCAAUGCUGCACAAGACAUCAACAAGAUUUCUAUCAUUUGGUCUAGACUCAUCACUUUUACGUGAUCCUAAAACACUGCCAAUAAAUAAUGAAGCAUUUAUGAAUUUAGCAAAAUAUCUUAGUCCAGCAUAUGCAAGAAUUGGUGGUACAUCUGCAGAUUGUAUUUUUUUUAAACAAAAUUCAGAUGAUAUUUCUAGGACAUAUGAUAAAUUUGAUCCCAAUGAUAUCACUAAUUUUACACUUACUGAAGAAUUUUAUUUGAAUUUAUAUAAAUUUACUGAAAAAAGUAAAUUAAAAAUGUUAUUUGAUUUAAAUGUGAUGAUAAGAACAGAUCAAAAUGAAUGGAACAGUUCAAAUGCCAAAGAUAUUAUUGAAUUUUCAAAAGGUCACAGCAUGGAUAUUGAUUGGCAGCUUGGAAAUGAACCAAAUUCAUUCAAGCAUGUAUUCAAUCGAUCAAUAUCAGCAACUCAACUAGCUCAUGAUUAUCAACAUCUAAGAAAUUUAUUAAAUGACAUUGGUUACUCUUCAAGUAUACUUGUUGGCCCAGAGACAAAUCACAUUGGUGAUAGCAAUGAAAGAGGUGAAAUGUACACUGAAGAAUUUUUAAAAAAUCAAGAUAAUUGUAUUGAUUUUGUCACUUGGCAUCAGUAUUAUUUAAAUGGAAGAAUAGCAAAAGUUGAUGACUUUAUAAAUCCAAAAGUAUUUAAUCAAUUAUCGGCUGAAAUUAAACAAAUUAAUAAUGCAACUAAAAAUUCUGGUAAAAAUAUAAAAAUGUGGAUAUCAGAAACAAGUACAGCUUAUGGUGGUGGUGCACCAAAUUUAUCUGAUCGUUUUGCUGGUACAUUUCUUUGGCUUGAUAAACUUGGUUAUUCAGCAAGUGUUGGUGUUGAUGUUGUUAUUCGUCAAUCAUUAUUUGGUGGUAAUUAUGCAAUGAUUGGAAAUGAUUUAUUACCAAAUCCAGAUUGGUGGAUAAGUGUAUUAUACAAACAAUUUGUAUCUGAAAUUGUACUUGAUUUAAAAACACCAAAUAAUUUUGGUACACUAAGAUUUUAUGCACAUUGUACAGCAAAAUUAGGACUUGUUAAUCGUCUACCAGCAUUAACUAUUUAUGGAAUGAAUUUAGAUAAUAAACCAAAAAAUAUAUUUAUUCAAGGAAAUUGGAUUAAGAAAAAAACAAAUAUAUUUUUAUACAUAUUAACUGCUGAUGAUUUAACAUCAAGAGAAAUAAAACUAAAUGGAGAAAAACUUAAGCUCAAUUCAGACGGUAGUCUUCCACCAUUUAAUCCAGUCAUCAUAAAACCAACACAAAUGAUAACUCUUCCUCCAAUUUCAAUGGCAUUUAUUGUUAUUCAUGGUGCUGAUAUUCCCCCAUGCAGAUCAUAAAACCAAAUCAUUAUUUUCUAUUAUAUAAUUCAAAACAAUAUAUAUAUUUUUUUACAGUGACAGCGUUUUUUUUUUUUUUUUCUUUUUCCAUGCCAAAAAAAUUAAUUAUAAGUAUUAUAUUAGAGUCAUUGAUAUUUGGUUUCAUUAGAUAACUCUGGC